Molecule: messenger RNA, 2605 nt
Organism: Nycticebus coucang (slow loris)
Lineage: Eukaryota; Metazoa; Chordata; Mammalia; Primates; Lorisidae
Gene: MLNR
Product: motilin receptor
Exons: 3
Coding region: 1-1206 (401 amino acids)
Biological process (GO): G protein-coupled receptor signaling pathway
Cellular component (GO): plasma membrane
Molecular function (GO): G protein-coupled peptide receptor activity
Source: RefSeq, a predicted model, not a curated record
AUGGGCAGCGUCUGGAACAGCAGCGACAGCCCCGAGGGCGCGCGGGGGCCGCCGUGGGCCGCUCUGCUGCCGUGCGAUGAGCGCCGCUGCUCGCCCUUCCCUCUGGGGACGCUGGUGCCGGUGACCGCCGUGUGCCUGGGCCUGUUCGCCGUCGGCGUGAGCGGCAACGCGGUGACCGUGCUGGUGAUCGCGCGCUGCCGGGACCUGCGGUCCACCACCGACCUGUACCUGGGCAGCAUGGCCGUGUCCGACCUGCUCAUCCUGCUGGGGCUCCCCUUGGACCUGUACCGCCUCUGGCGCUCGCGGCCCUGGGUGUUCGGGCCGCUGCUGUGCCGCCUGUCGCUGUACCUGGGCGAAGGCUGCACCUUCGCGUCGCUGCUGCACGUGACCGCGCUGAGCGCCGAGCGCUACCUGGCCAUCUGCCGCCCGCUCCGGGCCCGCGUCCUGGUCACCCGGCGCCGCGUCCGCGCGCUCAUCGCCGCGCUCUGGGUCGUCGCGCUGCUGUCCGCCGGGCCCUUCUUCUUCCUGGUGGGCGUCGAGCAGGACCCCGGCGUCUCCGCGGCCCCGGAUUCCAACGGCACCGCGCGGGUCGCGCCCUCGUCCCCCGCCUCGCCGCCGCCCCACCGGGCCUCGGGGGCCCCACCCCCGUCCCCGCCGUCGGGGCCCGAGGCCGCGGCGCUGUUCAGCCGCGAGUGCCGGCCGAGCCGCGCGCAGCUGGGCGCCCUGCGCGUCAUGCUGUGGGUCACCACCGCUUACUUCUUCCUGCCGUUCCUGUGCCUCAGCGUCCUCCACGGGCUCAUCGGGCGGGAGCUGUGGAGCAGCCGGGGACCGCUGCGAGGCCCGGCCGUCUCGGGGAGGGACAGGGGCCACCGGCGGACCGUGCGCGUGCUGCUGGUGGUGGUUCUGGCAUUUAUAGUUUGCUGGUUGCCUUUCCACGUGGGCAGAAUUAUUUACAUAAACACUAAAGAUUCCCGGAUGAUGUACCUCUCCCAGUACUUCAACAUCGUAGCUCUGCAACUGUUCUAUCUGAGCGCCUCCAUCAAUCCCAUCCUCUACAACCUCAUUUCCAAGAAGUACAGAGCUGCGGCCUGGAAGCUGCUGCUCUCCAGACAGCCCAGGCUGAGAGGUUUCUGCAGAAGCAGGGACGCUGCGGGGGACACACCCGGCUGCACGGAGACCAGCGCUGACAUGAAGGUGACUUUGUAACCGGCACGGCUCAGCCCAACCCCGCCCCCAGUUCUGGGACUUCAAGGUUAAGAGGUGUAUAGAGAAAAAAGAUUGGAAGGAGGGAAUAGAUGCCGCUGAGAACGGAAAGAGGGGUUGCAAUUGUGCAAGCCAGUUAAGAAAUUCUCAGCAUCAUGAUUUUUUUUUUUUUUGAGACAGAGUUUCACCCUCCUAGAGUGCAGUAAUGUCACAGCUCACAGCAACCUCCAGCUCUUGGGCUUAGGUGAUUCUCUUGCCUCAGCCUGGGCGCCCGCCACAACUCCCUGCUAUUUUUUUGUUGUUGCAGUUUGGCCGGGACUGGGUUCAAACCCACCGCCCUCCGAAUGUGGGGUUGGCGCCCCAGUCCCUGAGCCUCAGGCACCGCCCAGCAUGAUUUUUUUUAGAACAAAGUAUGAAAUGUAACCGUACCGCCCUUCCUAGUUUCCCUUUCAAGUGCCUCCUGAGGGACAUUCGUUUUAGCAUUGUGAGAUCCCACUCCCAAACUGCUCCGGAGAGGUUGGGGAAGUCCUUUGGUGCCGUGCUCUUCAGAAAUAACAAUUGUUCACCUUACAGCUGACAAAGAGGGGUGUCCUGCUUUAUGUUUUGGAUGAUAUCCACAGUACACGUAACUAUGAUACACAGGAACUGGAUAGCUUUGUCUCACCCCGCUGGGUGGGAUGAGUUUUGUGGUCAUCAUCCCUGUUUUACUUGUGAUGGAACUAAGACUUAGAUCCCCCAAUAGGAGCUGGUGGCCUGAAUCUGAAUCCAGCGACCAGGGUCCUCUCUCACUCCCACACAGGAAUCAGUGAUUCAGGGAACGGUGAAAGAGAACACUGGCCAUCCUGACCAACAACUCUGACACUUUGUUUCGUCUUUUACAGAUUAAAUUUUAAAACAUAAACUUGUUUUCAGAGGGCUGCUCCUGAACUCUCAAAGAGUUGGGUUGUACAGAGGACCCCUAUUGAGUUCUCAGGUGGAUAAAGUUCAAACCUGACUUCCAGCAGAUUCUUGAUGUUCAUGAAGAAUUCGUCCUAAAACUUCAUGAAUCUUCAAAUACACAUAUACCAGAAAACCGACAGAUGCUAGAACUUCAUCAUAGCUGCAAUGGGAGGGGCGGGAGGGGGACUCAAACCGGGUUAUUCACUGACUGUCUGCUGCACAGCUCACAGCUCGGCCGGUCUCGGUGAGUUUCUAAAUUACUUCAUACCACAGACCACCAUGGUCUCUUCGGAAUAGUUUAAACUACAAGUGACAAACGUACACAGCAAGGUCUGCUCUGCAUGCUGACAAAAUGCUCUGCAGUUUUCGUUUUAUUAGCCAAAUCAUUUGCUAAUUCCCAACCCCAACCUCCACUGUGGAAGGGAGAAGUCUCUCACCUGCCCUUACUCCCAGCUAGUGAUAG